UGUCUCGCGGCCGCAGGUGCGGAGGCGCGGUCUGGGUCCCGGGGCUUGAGGGCAGCCGGGCGGCGGGGACUGAACGCGGAAGGACUGCGAGUGUGCGCGCGUCGGUGCGCGCCUGAGAGGAGGCGGCUUUUCGUCAGAAGUUGGAGGAUAGACGUGGGGAGCAGCGGCCGCUUGAUACCGCUGUCAAGACGCAGGGUCGAGUCCUCUGCAAUGGAGGUGAAGCUGUGCUGAGAGCAGCCAUUGCUUGAUGUCCAGUGACUGAGGAACCAGUGUUUUAACUUUCUUAUUAUGCCAUUGGAGAUGGAGCCCAAAAUGAGCAAACUCGCCUUUGGCUGUCAGAGAAGUUCCACGUCAGAUGAUGAUUCCGGCUGUGCGCUGGAGGAGUACGCCUGGGUCCCCCCGGGCCUCAGACCAGAACAGAUCCAGCUUUAUUUUGCUUGCUUACCAGAGGAAAAGGUUCCUUACGUUAACAGCCCUGGAGAGAAACAUCGGAUUAAACAGCUUUUGUACCAGUUGCCGCCGCAUGACAAUGAGGUGCGGUAUUGCCAGUCUUUGAGUGAAGAAGAGAAAAAGGAGCUGCAGGUGUUCAGUGCACAGCGGAAGAAAGAAGCCCUCGGAAGAGGGACAAUCAAACUUCUGUCCAGAGCAGUUCUGCACGCCAUCUGUGAGCAGUGUGGGUUGAAGAUAAAUGGUGGUGAAAUUGCCGUGUUUGCCUCUCGCGCGGGCCCUGGAGUGUGCUGGCACCCAUCCUGUUUUGUCUGCUUCACGUGUAAUGAGCUGCUGGUCGACCUCAUCUAUUUUUAUCAGGAUGGAAAAAUUCACUGUGGCAGGCACCAUGCUGAACUGCUCAAACCACGGUGCUCAGCAUGUGACGAGAUCAUUUUUGCUGAUGAGUGCACAGAAGCUGAGGGUCGCCACUGGCACAUGAAACACUUUUGCUGCCUUGAGUGUGAAACGGUCCUAGGAGGCCAGAGAUACAUCAUGAAGGAUGGCCGCCCAUUCUGCUGUGGCUGUUUUGAGUCUCUGUAUGCAGAAUACUGUGAAACCUGCGGGGAACACAUUGGUGUCGAUCACGCCCAGAUGACCUAUGACGGGCAGCACUGGCACGCGACAGAAGCAUGCUUUUCUUGUGCCCAGUGUAAAGCCUCUUUGUUGGGAUGUCCUUUCCUUCCGAAACAAGGUCAGAUUUAUUGCUCGAAAACAUGCAGCCUUGGUGAAGACGUCCACGCCUCUGAUUCCUCUGACUCUGCAUUCCAGUCAGCUCGCUCGAGAGACUCCAGAAGAAGUGUCCGAAUGGGGAAGAGCAGUCGGUCAGCAGAUCAGUGCAGACAGUCUCUGCUCUUGUCCCCUGCUCUGAACUACAAGUUUCCUGGCCUUUCAGGCAGUGCUGAUGACACGCUUUCUCGGAAAUUGGAUGAUUUGAGUCUCACCAGGCAAGGAGCAGGUUUUGUCAAUGAAGAAUUUUGGAAAGGCAGAGUAGAGCAUGAAACCCCAGAAGACCCUGAAGAAUGGGCUGAACACGAAGAUUAUAUGACCCAGCUCCUUCUCAAGUUUGGUGAUAAAAGCCUCUUUCAGCAGCAGCCCAAUGAGAUGGAUAUUCGAGCCAGUGAGCAUUGGAUAUCUGAUAACAUGGUUAAAAAUAAGACCGAGUUAAAGCAAAAUAACCAGAGCCUUGCAAGUAAAAAAUACCAAUCUGAUAUGUAUUGGGCACAGUCACAGGACGGACUGGGUGAUUCUGCUUAUGGCAGCCACCCAGGCCCUGCAAGCAGUAGGAGGCUCCAGGAAUUGGAUCUGGACCAUGGGGCUUCAGGAUAUAAUCAUGAUCAAACACAGUGGUACGAAGAUUCCCUGGAGUGUUUGUCAGACUUGAAACCAGAACAAAGUGUUCGGGAUUCUAUGGAUUCCUUGGCUUUGUCCAAUAUCACAGGGGCUUCAGUGGAUGGGGAAAGUAAGCCAAGGCCGUCAUUAUAUUCUCUGCAAAACUUUGAGGAAAUGGAGGCAGAGGAUUGUGAAAAAAUGAGCAAUAUGGGAACUCUGAACUCCUCCAUGCUGCACAGGAGUGCAGAGUCCUUGAAGAGUCUAAGUUCAGAGCUGUGUCCAGAAAAAAUCAUGCCCGAAGAGAAACCAGUGCAUCUGCCAGUGCUCAGAAGAUCCAAGUCGCAGUCCAGACCACAGCAGGUCAAGUUUUCGGAUGACGUCAUUGACAAUGGAAGCUACGACAACAUCGAAAUCCGGCAGCCUCCAAUGAGUGAGAGGACUCGGAGACGGGUCUACCACUUCGAAGAGAGGGGAUCCAGGUCUCAGCAUCAUCAUCGCCGCAGAAGAAGUAGAAAGUCUCGCUCUGACAAUGCCCUGAAUCUUGUUACAGAGAGAAAAUACUCCCCUAAGGACAGACUGAGGCUUUACACCCCAGAUAACUAUGAGAAAUUUAUACAGAACAAAAGUGCCCGGGAGAUCCAAGCAUACAUACAGAAUGCUGAUCUCUAUGGACAGUAUGCCCAUGCCACUUCCGACUAUGCACUACAGACCCCAGGAAUGAAUAGGUUCCUAGGACUCUACGGUGAGGAUGAUGAUUCCUGGUGUUCUUCCUCCUCCUCUUCCGACUCAGAAGAAGAAGGUUAUUUUCUUGGACAACCAAUCCCUCAACCACGGCCACAGAGAUAUGCCUACUAUACAGACGACCUUUCUAGUCCAACUUCUGCACUCCCUACCCCUCAGUUUGGUCAGAGGACAACUAAAUCCAAGAAGAAAAAGGGACACAAAGGCAAAAACUGUAUUAUUUCAUAACCUAGUAGUUGUGGAGAUCCUUUGUUUAAAUUUAGCCAUUAACCAUCUGAAUUAUGCUUUUUCUUCCAUAGGAAAGUUGCUAAAAUAGUUUAAAGUGCUUUGCCCAUGUAAAUGAGAACCCGACUGCUGUUUACAGUGUCAGAUUAACAUUUGGAAGGUGUGAUUUCUCCAGCUUAUUCUCCUUGGAUGUUGCCAGGUUUACGUGACAUCUCGUGCCUAUCGGGUACAUUACAGUUUUAUAUAGCUGCUUUGGUCUCCGAUCCCCAAGAGAAUACUAAAGAAACUGUCGCAAGGUGAAUGGAUGGGGGUGUUGACUUUAGAAGAUGGAGAACUUCAGCCACCUUUGUAAAGCAACAGUGUUUGUCAUUCCUGUUAGCCAUGUUGGCUUGGGUCCUGAUCAGUUUGUCUUGUGAGGCAUGCACAUAGUUACUCUGACCUAGCUAACACUGUGCACCAUAUCGUGCGAGGCCAACUUGUCCCCUUUCAACCCUCAUUAGCCAGCUAAGGAAUACUCCCCUAAGGAGUAUUAGCUCCAGCUACAGAUUGAAAAAAACAUUGCUAUUUAUAAUGUAGUAUUUCAUAGACUUAAGUGUAUUCCUAAUUUAACGGUGCAAAUAUUAAUGUAUAUACUGUACAGUUCAGAUUUUAAAGCUGAUAUUUUUAUAUCCCUGAAUUGCAAGAUGUUUGUUACACUGCAGUACUAGAUUUGUUUAGGGACCCAGCAACAGCAUUUAUGGAUGAAAUGAUUGCUUGUAUUUUAGUCAGGGUUUAUAAGCUUAGACGGUCAAAUUUAUAUUGCUUAGUGAUGGAAAGUUCAGGUUUUUUUUUUUUUU
This is a messenger RNA of Trichechus manatus latirostris (Florida manatee), 3620 nucleotides long. It is a transcript of the gene PRICKLE1, whose product is annotated as prickle planar cell polarity protein 1. NCBI's taxonomy places the organism in Eukaryota, Metazoa, Chordata, Mammalia, Sirenia, Trichechidae. The record is from RefSeq and is a predicted model, not a curated record. Gene Ontology annotation, molecular function: zinc ion binding. The coding region runs from base 289 to 2787 and encodes 832 amino acids. The transcript has 8 exons.